UUGAUGGGGGCUCAAGGAGUAAAAAUGCAGAAGAAUUAAAUGGCCCAAUAAAUAAACAGCCCAAGAUAAAAAUUCAAAGAAUUUUGAUUCUUUUUCGACCAAAAAAAAAAACAAUUUCGAUUCUUUUGCGUUUCCAGUGAAUUUGCAAGGAAGAAGAAGGGUUUAUAUGAUUCUGUGUAACAAACAAUGACUUCAAAAGACAUAUGGAUUCGAAAACAACAAUGUCCUUGUGGAGAUUGGAAAUGUUACAUUACACAUGAGGGUGAUGAUUCUGAUGAAGGUUCUGCAGCACCAGAAUCGAUGAAAGCAGAUAAAACACCUUCUGAUAUCAUUACCCCUUAUGUUGGAAUGGUGUUUAAGAGUGAUGAUGAAGCUUUUGAGCAUUAUGGCAAUUUUGCCAGAAAGCAUGGAUUUUCCAUGAGGAAAGCAAGAUCUAGAAUUAGCCCUCAAUUAGGCGUUUACAAGCGUGAUUUUGUUUGUUAUCGGUCUGGGUUUGCCCCGGUUAAGAGGAAGGCAAAUGGUGAGCAUCAUAGAGAUAGGAAAUCAGUGAGGUGUGGAUGUGAUGCUAAAAUGUAUCUGUCUAAGGAUGUUGUUGAUGGGGUUUCACAGUGGACUGUUCUGCAGUUUAGUAAUGUGCAUAAUCAUGAGCUUUUGGAAGAUGAUCAAGUGCGUCUUUUACCUGCUUAUCGGAAGAUUCAUGAGGCUGAUCAAGAGCGUAUACUCUUGCUUUCAAAAGCUGGGUUUCCGGUACACCGGAUAGUGAAAAUGCUUGAGCUUGAAAAGGGAAUUCAAGGUGGACAUUUGUCUUUCUUGGAAAGGGAUGUGAGGAACUUUGUGCAAAAUCGAAAGAAGGUUAUUCAGGAGAAUGAGGCAUUGCUUAAUGAGAAAAGGGAAAAUGAUGUUUUGGAACUUCUUGAGGUGUGCAAAGCCACGAAAGAAGCGGAUGAUGACUUUGUUUAUGAUUUUACCAUGGAUGAGAAUGAGAAGGUUGAAAAUAUAGCUUGGUCAUAUGGUGAUUCUGUUAAUAAGAAUGUGGUGUCUGGUGAUGUAAUUUAUUUUGACACUUCUUAUCGAUCGAUCACUUAUGGAUUGCUUCUUGGAGUGUGGUUUGGCAUCGAUAGUUGUGGUAGAACUAUUUUCUUCGGUUGUGUUUUAUUGCAGGACGAAACACCACAAUCUUUUUCAUGGGCGUUACAGACGUUUCUCCAGUUCAUGAAAGGAAGAUGUCCACAAACAAUUUUAUCUGACCUUGACCCCGGGCUUAGAGAUGCCAUUAAAAGCGAAUUUUCUGGGACUAAACACGUCGUUCCGAUGUGGAAUAUUCUAAACAAGGUAUCUAGUUGGUUUUGUCUUCCUCUUGGGCCUCGUUAUGCUGAAUUUAAAUCCACGUUCAAUGCCUUAUUCCACAUUGAGAAAACAGAGGAAUUUGAACUUAAAUGGAGCCAAAUGGUUUCUGUUUUUGGACUUGGUUCAGAUAAACAUAUUGAUCUACUGUAUUCGGUUCGACCAUAUUGGGCACCGUCCUAUGUGAGAGGUUUUUUUUUGGCUCGAAUGUCAACAAUAGCUUAUUCCAAGUCUAUAAAUGCUUUUAUGAAAGAGAUCGUCACCGAACAUACAUGUUUGCGCAGCUUUUUUGAACAGGUUGGUAUUUUUGCAAAUUUUCAUCCUCAAUCACAUGAGGAGACUCAAUAUACAAAUCUUAAAACCGGCAUACCAAUUGAAGAGCAUGCGCGGAGCAUUCUCACGCCUUAUGCUUUCAAUGCUUUGCAGCAAGAGUUGGUGCUGACAAUGCAAUAUGCUACAUCUGAGCUGUAUAACGGAUCAUAUAUUAUACGACACUUCAAAAAGUUGGAUGGAGAGCGACACGUGUUAUGGCUACCAGAAAAGGAACAAAUACUCUGCUCUUGCAAGGAAUUUGAAUCAUCAGGAAUAUUAUGCAGACACGCUCUUCGUAUACUUGUAACAAAGAAUUACUUUCAGCUUCCCGAAAAAUACUACUUAAGCAGAUGGCACCGAGAACGUUCUUUAAUUGUGGAGGAUGAGCAUAACAACCAAAGUUUUAUUGCUGAGAAAUGGUUUCAAGAAUAUCAGUCCCAAGCUGAAAAUUUAUUUUCAGAAUCAUCAAUUACAAAGGAGCGAUCUGACUAUGCUCGCAAAGAACUGAUGAAAGAACUUACUAGGAUUCUUAAUGAGGUUAGAGAUAUGUCUGAGACCGAUGGAGUCGAGACCGAUGGAAUCUGCAGCAUGAAUGUGGCAGUUUCACCAAAUAGCUAGUUUGAAGGUUUGGAUUGUGUAUAUGUGAUAAAAUGCAACUCGGAAACCACUGGUAUCGUCAUAAUAUCAUCAUGGUAAGAAGUGGCAAAGUAUAGAUUGCAGGCACUGAAAAGAAAUGCAAGAACAGUUUCAACUUUUGUUAAUCCUAGAUCUUUUAUCAACUUUUGUUAAUCCUAGAUUUGUUAUCAACUUUUGUUAAUCCUAGAUUUGUUAUCAUCAGGCUAGAGAUAAAGUUUAUAAAGUGUUAAAGGAUUUUACACAUACUUUAUAUUAUUUUCUUCAUUGUCCAUUUAUUUAUUCUAUGAAAUUGAUGUAUAUUACUUUCA
Molecule: messenger RNA, 2600 nt
Organism: Medicago truncatula (barrel medic)
Lineage: Eukaryota; Viridiplantae; Streptophyta; Magnoliopsida; Fabales; Fabaceae
Product: putative protein FAR1-RELATED SEQUENCE 10
Exons: 4
Coding region: 187-2274 (695 amino acids)
Biological process (GO): regulation of DNA-templated transcription
Molecular function (GO): zinc ion binding
Source: RefSeq, a predicted model, not a curated record